UCGGGGGGAGCGUGGUGGCUGCCGCCGGGACCCCGGGAGAGACAGGGCGUUAGUGGGAGCAGGCAGGACUCAGUCUCCCUCUUUGCCUCCGGCCAUUUACACAUGGGGAAACCGAGGCACGGGCUGCUGGCUGACUCCUGACAGCCACCGUUGGUAGCGAGAGCCCCAGGCAUUUUGAUUUGCUGUCUUUUUACAGCAUGGACACCAAAUUGCUAAAAACAUACUUUGGGACUGCCAAUGAAUUUUAUCUUUUGCAGUUUUACGACAAACUUACUAGUGGUUCAUUUUUUGAGCUAAUGUUCUGAAGUUACUAUCACAAUGAGUUCAGGCUUAUGGAGCCAAGAAAAAGUUACUUCACCCUAUUGGGAAGAGCGGAUUUUUUAUUUGCUUCUUCAAGAAUGCAGCGUUACAGACAAACAGACACAAAAGCUCCUUAAAGUACCAAAGGGGAGUAUAGGACAGUACAUCCAAGACCGCUCUGUGGGGCAUUCGAGGAUUCCUUCCGCCAAAGGCAAGAAAAAUCAGAUUGGAUUAAAAAUCCUAGAGCAACCCCACGCAGUUCUCUUUGUUGACGAAAAGGAUGUUGUAGAGAUAAACGAAAAAUUCACAGAGUUACUGUUGGCCAUAACCAACUGUGAGGAGAGGCUGAGCCUGUUUAAAAACAGAAGCAGACUAAGUAAAGGUCUCCAGAUAGAUGUGGGCUGCCCUGUGAAGGUGCAGCUGCGGUCUGGGGAAGAGAAAUUUCCAGGAGUUGUGCGCUUCAGAGGACCCUUAUUAGCAGAGAGGACGGUGUCGGGGAUAUUCUUUGGAGUAGAAUUACUGGAAGAAGGUCGUGGUCAAGGUUUCACUGAUGGGGUAUAUCAAGGGAAACAGCUUUUUCAGUGUGAUGAAGAUUGUGGAGUAUUUGUUGCAUUGGACAAGCUAGAAAUCAUAGAAGACGAUGACAAUGGACUGGAAAGUGAUUAUGCAGGCCCAGUGGACACAUUGCAGGUUGAACUCCCCCCUUUGGAAAUAAACUCCAGAGUUUCUUUGAAGGUUGGAGAAACUAUAGAAUCUGGAACAGUUAUAUUCUGUGAUGUUUUGCCAGGAAAAGAGAGCUUAGGAUAUUUUGUUGGUGUGGACAUGGAUAACCCUAUUGGCAACUGGGAUGGAAAAUUUGAUGGAGUACAGCUUUGUAGUUUUGCAAGUGUUGAAAGUACAAUUCUCUUGCACAUCAAUGAUAUCAUCCCAGCUUUAUCAGAUAGCGUGACACAGGAAAGGAGGCCUCCCAAACUUGCCUUUAUGUCACGAGGUGUUGGGGACAAAGGUUCAUCCAGUCAUAAUAAACCAAAGGCUACAGGAUCUACCUCAGACCCUGGAAAUAGAAAUAGAUCUGAAUUAUUUUAUACCUUAAAUGGGUCUUCUGUUGACUCACAACCACAAUCCAAAUCAAAAAAUACAUGGUACAUUGAUGAAGAAGACCCUGCGAAGUCACUUACAGAUCUAUCUCCAGACUUUGGACAUUCUUCACCACCGCUGCAGCCUCCUUCUAUGAACUCCUUAUCCAGCGAGAACAGAUUUCACUCUUUGCCCUUCAGCUUGACGAAGAUGCCCAACACCAAUGGCAGCAUGGCUCACAGUCCACUGUCACUGUCUGUGCAGUCUGUGAUGGGCGAGCUGAACAGUGCUCCUGUGCAGGAGAGCCCGCCCUUGCCUGUGUCCUCUGGUAACUCACAUGGUCUGGAAGUGGGCUCACUGGCUGAAGUGAAGGAGAAUCCUCCUUUUUAUGGGGUCAUCCGCUGGAUUGGUCAGCCACCAGGGCUCAGUGAAGUACUAGCUGGACUGGAACUGGAGGACGAAUGUGCAGGCUGCACAGAUGGAACCUUCAGGGGCACUCGAUAUUUCACCUGUGCCCUGAAGAAGGCGCUGUUCGUGAAACUGAAGAGCUGCAGGCCAGACUCUAGGUUUGCGUCCCUGCAGCCGGUCUCCAAUCAGAUCGAGCGCUGCAAUUCCUUAGCAUUUGGAGGAUAUUUAAGUGAAGUGGUAGAAGAAAACACUCCACCAAAAAUGGAAAAAGAAGGUUUGGAGAUAAUGAUUGGAAAGAAGAAAGGUAUCCAGGGUCAUUAUAAUUCUUGUUACUUAGAUUCAACCUUAUUUUGCUUAUUUGCUUUUAGUUCUGUUCUGGACACUGUGUUACUUAGACCCAAAGAAAAGAAUGAUGUAGAGUAUUACAGUGAAACACAAGAACUACUGAGGACAGAAAUUGUUAAUCCUCUGCGAAUAUAUGGAUAUGUAUGUGCGACAAAAAUUAUGAAACUGAGGAAAAUACUUGAAAAAGUUGAGGCUGCAUCAGGAUUUACCUCUGAAGAAAAAGAUCCUGAAGAAUUCUUAAAUAUCCUGUUUCACCACAUUUUAAGGGUAGAACCAUUGUUAAAAAUAAGAUCAGCAGGUCAAAAAGUACAAGAUUGUUACUUCUAUCAAAUUUUUAUGGAAAAAAAUGAGAAAGUUGGAGUUCCUACAAUUCAACAGUUAUUAGAAUGGUCAUUUAUCAACAGUAACCUGAAAUUUGCAGAGGCACCAUCAUGUCUUAUUAUUCAGAUGCCUCGAUUUGGAAAAGACUUUAAAUUAUUUAAAAAAAUUUUUCCUUCUUUGGAAUUAAAUAUAACAGAUUUACUUGAAGAUACUCCCAGACAGUGCCGGAUCUGCGGAGGGCUCGCGAUGUAUGAGUGUAGAGAGUGCUACGAUGAUCCGGACAUCUCUGCUGGAAAGAUCAAGCAGUUUUGUAAAACUUGCAACACUCAAGUCCACCUUCAUCCCAAGAGGUUGAAUCAUAAAUAUAACCCAGUGUCGCUCCCCAAAGAUUUGCCUGACUGGGACUGGAGACACGGCUGCAUCCCCUGCCAGAAGAUGGAGUUGUUUGCUGUGCUCUGCAUAGAAACAAGUCAUUAUGUCGCCUUUGUGAAGUACGGGAAAGAUGAUUCUGCCUGGCUCUUCUUCGACAGCAUGGCCGACCGGGAUGGUGGUCAGAAUGGCUUCAACAUUCCCCAGGUGACCCCCUGCCCGGAAGUGGGAGAGUACCUGAAGAUGUCUCCCGAGGACCUGCAUUCCUUGGACUCUAGGAGAAUCCAAGGCUGUGCUCGCAGACUUCUUUGCGAUGCAUAUAUGUGCAUGUACCAGAGUCCGACCAUGAGCUUGUACAAGUAGCGGGUCAUCCCGGGAGGUGAAGAGACUGCACGCAAAAUGUUAGUGUCAGCUGCCUGGAGCUGGCAGUUCUGUUCCACUCCCAUUGCCGGCAAUGGGUGUCUUUGUGUGGUGGCGAUUCAGAAAAGGAUUCCUGUGCUUCAAAACCAAUUGCUUUUGUGUUACUGAAGUAUUUAAUAAGAAGCAUUUUGCACUCUAGAAAGUAUGUUUGUGUUGGUUUUAUAAGAAGUCUAAAUGAAGUUAAUACCUGAAGCUUUAAGUUAACUGCAUUGAUUAUAUAAUAUUUUUGGAAGCAUAAAAUUUUAAUUGUGACAGUUUAAAACCUCUUUUAGUCCAUUGAGAAUGUAAAUAAAUGUUUCUUCUUUCUGGACCAAGGAUAUGAAAUAAUUUUUCCUUUGUAGCUAACCGUUGCCUUGAGGAAGAAAUAAUUUGGUUUCAUUAAGAGUCUACUUUCAAUCCAGCUGUUACAGGUGUGCUGCGUUUGCCUUGUUAAUCCCUUCCUCCUUACUGCUGAUUCCUGCAUGUCUGCAAUCUGCUGAGUUUUUGUGUUUCUGCAAUAGUGGUCAGAAAAAUACUGAAAUUCCCCUAAUGGUGUUGUUUUCUACUUGUUCUGGUUUUGAGAUAAAUGAGUGAUUCUGUCAUAAAAUGUCCAUUUUUGAUGUACUUUUCCUGGAGGACUAGGGUAUUCAGCAAUUGAAGCUCUGUAGUCACUGUAAGUGUCACCUAACGGGAUUUUUUAGGCACUAUUUUUAUGCAACACAGCACAGUAAAUUUUAGAAAAGAUUGGAGUAAUAAGUAAAUAAUAAACUCUUAUACAGUCUGUAAGAAAAAUUUGGCAUCUAGAAUUACUCAUUAAUAUUUCCCUGAAAAGAUAGAUAUUUAAACCUUUAUUUAAAUAAAUAAGAGGCUUAUUUUAAAUAAACUUCUGUUACUUUGAAUAAGGCAGUUGCUUUAAAUUUGAUCAGUCAGCCAGUACACUCACUAAAUUCAGUUUGGUUUUGCUUGAGAUAGUGAUGAUUCUGAAUCAUAUUUUAUUGAAGUGUUAGCAGUGGCUUCAUCCUCCCUCUGAUUAAGUAAAUAGAAAAUGGAUGUUUUCUUAGGUAUAUCCAUAGUGUGUGUAGACCACAGUGGAUGUUGUAGACUAGAAUCAUAGAUUUUCAAUGUCAGUGCUGUGGAACAUAUAUCCCUUGAGUAUUGUUCUGUGAUAUUGUUGUGUUUUUGGAACAACUUUCUAACUUUGCAGAAAGGCAGAAAAGAUGUCAUAUGUAUAUAGCAUAUGACUACAAUACUGAAUGUCAAAAAAAAACAAAACAACCUAGAAAGAGUCUUUAGCAACCCUGCAGUUAUUUUUUUAAAGAUUCCCUUUGGUUUUAUCAUUCCAUUUUGCUGGUAUUUAUUAGCUUUAUAAAUCAUAAUAAGGUAAAAAACUUUUCCAUUGUAUAACCUCUUCAUUUUUGAAGUGAAGAAGUAGGUAUGUUUUGUACUGCUUACGUGGGGCUGUGAGGUGAUAACUAGAUGAAGGGUGUGGGCUGAGGACUCCUGGCCUUCCCCUUGGGACGGGGGGCCAUGGGAUGCAGUGUCUCAGUUCUGUGCUAGCUCUGCAUAGCUACAAGGUGCUGAAUGAAGAACGGGUGAAUGAGGACCAGUGUGAUCCCAGCAGGUUAGCUGCAGGAGUGAUCUGCAUCUGUGCGUAGAUGAGACUGGACCUCACAGUGAAGAGAGAGAGAAGACAGUUCUUUUUCUGUAAAAAGGAAGACAAAAUACAAGGUGGAGAAGAUCUCUGGUUGGCUUACAUGGUAGACGGCUGCAAGACUUGCUUGGAAGCCGGCUUGAUUCCAAAUUCCACAGGGCAGAGCCCUUGAAGGUGGGAGAGGCCUUGUCCAAAAACGGUUUCUAACAUUUUCUCCAGGUGGGGAUCAUUACUGAGGAGGGGGGCACAUGGGAAGGGAGGCCCAUGUCUUUGUCCUGCUCCUGAGAACCACCAGGAUGGCCAGAGAAGCCUCUUCUCUCAUCUGUCCCUCGCAUCCUCCUGGGAAGUCCCUCUUCGUUCCUUCUUCUGACAGGGCCUGGGGUGUCCAGGGGGCAUGGUCAAGCCUGGGCUGCAUGACACAGAUGUCCAGUGUGCCUGCUGAGUUAGUUAGCUUUCAGUUUUAGGUUUUCUCUGGUAUUCUGUUGGCUUUUAAAAUGUUUUCUCAUUUUUCUUCAUCAUCUCUACAUUCAAGAUAAAAUAUAGUAAGUAGAAUCAUCUUUAUAUCAUGGCUCAUGAUUCAUAGCUACAGAUAGAAACUAUAGCAAGUGGUGUUCCUCCACCUCCAAAUAAAUACAUGUGUGUUUAUAUGUGGAAGAACAGGUUGGCAGGGGAGACAGGAGGGAGAGAGACAGACAGACUGACUGUGUUAUAGAUGCUAGAUGUGUCCUGUCCCUCACUAAUAGCUUUAUGAAGGAGUCUGACUCCAGCCACAAAAGAAUGUCUUCUGAGACUGGGAAAACAUUGGAAACCAAGAGAAAUUAUUUAAAAAUGAGUAUAAUUGUUGCAGUUACUAAGGUUUUUCUGUUUAGAAUAUUUUAGAAUUUUUGUAACUUAUAUUUGCCAAGUGCUUAGUAAAUGGUCAGGUUCUUGCUGUCCCCUGAUUCAUUUAUUCUCCCACACAUAGUCACUUGAGAACAAAGGGAGGCGACCAGAAUUAGUCUUACGGAACUUAGGCUGUCUGCCCAAAUUUCUGUUUGUCCGAAUGUGGCAUCUUCAUAGAUUCUGGAGUUGCUCCCCUUCUAGGCUGGAUCUCACUGUGCAGCCAGGUAAUUUUGCAUCUGCUUGGAUGAUUAUAGACUGAGAUGUGCAUGGAGAAUGUGGAAUCAAAUCUUCACUGAGCGGCUGCCAGCAGGAAUUUAUUGGACAUAGAUUAGGUACCUAGGAUCAUGUCACAGACAUAUCAGACCUGGUCACUGCUCCAAACAGCUCAGUACCUAACUUCAACCAGAGCAUCCACUGGGUCUGUUAGCAUAAGUGAGAGGUGACAGUUCUGGGGCAGCUUCAGGUGGCAGUUUGGUGUCGCAGGAAGGGAAAGGCCUGGGGACAAGGACCCUGGACCAGUUCUCUGUUCCUGCUGUGUGAUGUUAGAUGACUCGACUGCUUGGGCUUUCGUGUCUUCCUGUUUGUAAUGAGGGGGAUUGGACUGUUGGAUUUUAUAGGGGAAGAAAAAGUAGAAAUUCUAAGAUCCCGGGCCAUGGCUGCUGGACCUGACCCUCACAAGGGGCUAGAAAUGUGCUGGGCAGACUGUUACCUGCCGAACCUGAUGACCAGCCAGGGUGGAAGCCACUGAGCUAGAACACCUCAAAUGUCCCUUCUCCUUUUGUGACCAUGUAUUGCUGUUGUAUUGACUAUUCUACAUAAAUGUGAGUAGUUGAGUGUUCAUCCUAUUGUUAUCUGUGUUUAUAUGUGAACUUAUAUAAGACAUGAAUUUCAGUAUGUGUGCCUCAACACACAUUUCCUGAAAGUUUUAGCCAUUUUUGGAACACAAAUGAGUCUUAAGAGGAUAUUUGAUACAGACAUUUUCCUUCCAUCUUAUUUCUUUAGGGGAAGGUGAGGCUCUGGAAGCCAAAGAAACAGAAAAACAUAAUUUUCGUGUAGGGAAAAAAAUUAUACAAUUUCUUACUAUCCGCUACAUUAUGAUGAAAAAUUUAAAAUUUUGUGGUAAGAUAUUUCUCUGGAGUAACAGGUCAUCUUAUCAUAAAGUAAGAUGUCCUUGGUAAAGUCGAUGAGCCACUAGGUCUGUAAUAAAAGCAAAUCCACUUCCGUCGGGCCACCUCAAUUCUCCAUGGAUGGGCAGAGUCCUUGACUUCCCCACAGCAGGUUGGGGCCCAGGGAAGGAGAGGCUAAACUGGCAAGAGGAGGUAGUGCAGGAAAUAGGGGGGCCCUUAGCCAAGCUGCAGCCACAGGAGGCAGGGUUUCUGUGCUUCUGGGACUGUCCCCUUGUCCCAGAUCAGGACUUCAGAGAGGGAGGCUGCCUGCGGAGAGCUGGCCUUGCUCCUGUCUCUUCUCCUUUCAGAUGUCUUAGUAGGAUGGGCAAAGCUCUUCCUCUUAGAAUAAAUCCUGGAGCAGCUGAAGGCUUUCUUUUGAGUCCGGAAGCAGUGAUGGAGUUAACUGGUGGAGUGGCUGGGAAGAGUGACAAAGCGGAAGGGAGUAAGCGUGAAGGGCAGUGCUCAGAGCCAGGGGACUUCAGGGCUGCUUCUUUCUUGGCAGUGGCCACAUUUUUUUCUUUGUAUUUUAAAAUCUUCCAUUUCUUUCCCUAACAGAGUUCAGGAGGCGGGCCCAUGAUGGAGGGAUUCUCUUUCUAAGCACCAUGGCUUCAGAUAUAAUUCUCCAGUGCUUUUAAAUCCUGUUCAUUGUCACUUUUUAUUUAUUCUAAAGGAUUAUACUGGAGACUCAGCUGUCUUUGGUUUUGUAUUGUUAAAUGGCCUUGUGCUAUGAAAUUUUAACUCUGCGAAGUCUUAGCAUCAUACCAUAAACACUUAUGAAAACAAAUCCUGUUGAUGCUUUCCAGGGGCACUGUGGUUCUUGGUAGGCAAAGGAGCACAUUUUGUACUGCAUUUCCAUUUCUGGUAUCCUGUUGAGCACUUUUAAAUUUUUUUGCCUGAAGAACAGCUUAUACUUAUGAAAACAUUCUUUAAGAACAACACCACAUAAAAUACCCCUUUACUAUCAGAUUGCUCUGAUUUAGCCUUAAUUUUGUUAAACUUUUUAGAGAUGAAUGAAGUGCUGCUGUGGAAAGAAAUGUACU
Molecule: messenger RNA, 7958 nt
Organism: Fukomys damarensis (Damara mole-rat)
Lineage: Eukaryota; Metazoa; Chordata; Mammalia; Rodentia; Bathyergidae
Gene: Cyld
Product: CYLD lysine 63 deubiquitinase
Exons: 18
Coding region: 319-3183 (954 amino acids)
Biological process (GO): positive regulation of extrinsic apoptotic signaling pathway; regulation of mitotic cell cycle; necroptotic process
Cellular component (GO): cytosol
Molecular function (GO): cysteine-type deubiquitinase activity; K63-linked deubiquitinase activity
Source: RefSeq, a predicted model, not a curated record